This is a messenger RNA of Drosophila yakuba, 2334 nucleotides long. RefSeq names its product calnexin (gene Cnx99A). The record is from RefSeq and is a predicted model, not a curated record. Gene Ontology annotation, molecular function: calcium ion binding. Lineage: Eukaryota; Metazoa; Arthropoda; Insecta; Diptera; Drosophilidae. Bases 225 to 2051 code for a protein of 608 amino acids. The transcript has 9 exons. Gene Ontology annotation, biological process: protein folding. Gene Ontology annotation, cellular component: endoplasmic reticulum; endoplasmic reticulum membrane.
AGAGGAAGCACAGAACACAGUAGGCAGCGCAGCAGAGAAAAUGUAUAAUUUACAUUAAUUUAAUUACAAAUAGUUCGUCGUGCCAGAUCUCGAUUCUCGUUAUUCCGCAACAGUCCGCAGUCGGGGAAAACUGUAAAAAAGCAGUGCGCGCACAACACAGUCCACCACCUGGUUUUCCGUGGAUACAAAAUCCCAGCCAGCGAGCGAGUGAAAAGUGGGUGAAAAUGGCGUGGAAAAUGGGAGGAAACCGGGCCGCAACGCUGGCGUUGCUCUUGGCCAGCAGUUUGCUGCUGCUGAGUGCGGCCAAAGCCGCCGAUUUGGGCCCGGAUUCGGAGUCGGACGACUUCGAGGACGGCUAUGUGGAAGAUGUGCAGGAGGAACCCACAGCCAUCGAUGGCGAUGAGAAGCUGGCCUACGAGAGCCCGGUGAUCGAUGCCAAGAAGUUCCACUUCGCAGAUCACUUCGACGACGUGGAGGCGUCCAGGAAGAAGUGGGUCCUGUCGCAGGCCAAGAAGGACGACAUUGCCGAGGAGAUCUCCAAGUACGAUGGCAUCUGGAACUGGGAGUCGCCGCAGCGCAUCGUUUGGGCAAACGAUCUGGGUCUGGUGCUCAAGUCGAAGGCCAAGCAUGCGGCCAUAGCCGCGCCCCUCCGCCAGCCGUUCGAGUUCAAGUCGGACAAGCCACUGGUGGUGCAGUACGAGGUCACGUUGCAGGAGGGCCAGGAGUGCGGCGGCUCGUAUCUGAAACUUUUGUCCGCGGGAAAAGACACGGAGCAACUAAAAGCCUUCAAUGACAAGACACCCUAUACCAUCAUGUUUGGACCGGACAAGUGCGGCAACGAUGUGAAAAUGCACUUCAUAUUCCGGCACGUCAAUCCAAUUAAUGGCACCAUCACCGAGAAGCACUGCAACAAGCCAAAGAACCGUUUGGAAGAGCCAUUCAAGGACAAGCUACCCCAUCUCUACCAGCUGGUGGUCCGUCCCGAUAACAGCUUCGAGAUUCGCGUUGACCACAAGAUCAUCAAUGAGGGUUCCCUGCUGACCGACUUCAAGCCACCAGUCAACCCGCCGUCCGAGAUCGACGACCCCAAUGACCACAAACCAGAAUCGUGGGAUGAGCGAGAGAAGAUCCCAGACCCCACUGCCCACAAGCCCGAGGAUUGGGACGAGGAUGCUCCACCACAGCUGCCCGAUACCGAUGCCGUCAUGCCCAAUGGCUGGCUCGAGGAUGAGCCCGACAUGAUUUUCGAUCCAACUGCCACCAAACCCGAAGAUUGGGAUGCCGAAAUCGAUGGCGAGUGGGAGGCUCCAUUGGUGGACAAUCCAGUGUGCGAGAAGGCACCCGGCUGUGGCAAGUGGAAGGCUCCGCUCAUUCCCAAUCCCAACUACAAGGGCAAGUGGCGUGCACCAAUGAUCGAGAACCCCAACUACCAGGGCAAGUGGGCACCCAGGAAGAUUGUCAAUCCAGACUUCUUUGAGGAUCUGAAGCCCUUCCAAAUGACGCCAAUCAGCGCCGUGGGUCUGGAGCUGUGGUCCAUGUCGAGCGACAUUCUCUUCGAUAAUCUGAUCAUCACGGACGAUGUGGAGGUGGCCCGUGACUUUGCCGCCAACAGCUUCGACAUCAAGCGUCGCUACAUUGAUCGUGAAUCGAAAACCUUCUGGCACCGCCUGAUGCGCCGCAUGAACUACAAGCCCGGCUGGUGGGCCCUGUACUUCCUGUACCUGCUCAUUCCGGCCAGUUGCUAUGUCUUCUAUCUCUACCGACGCGCCAAAGAGGACUCUGCUGCCAAAAAGGCCGCUGCCGAGGCCAAGAAGACCGACGAUCCUCAGCCCGAUGAUGAGCCCGAGGCCGAGGAGGAGGAGGAGAGCGACGAAAGGGCCGCUGGCGAUUCCAGCAAGGAGAGCACACCGCUGUCCGCUAGUCCCAAGAAGAACCAAAAGUCUGAUUUAGAUGAUAACCAAGAGGAGACCAAGGCGGCGGAGAAUCAAGAGCCCGCACAGACUGAGGAAUCUAACACAAAAACACGCAAGCGUCAGGCGCGCAAGGAGUAAGCUGGCAUCCUCCGAUGCCGAAUCCGAAAACAAAUACUGCAACUCUAAAUAAAAACUUAAUCCAAUUCCAAAAGCCAGCGGUUGCAAAACACACACAAACAACCAAAUGUCCAAGCAAACGUACAUUUCAAACAUGUUGUUUUUCGCCGAGGCAGCCGACAUCUCCCUCAAACUACACACAUACACUCUCCCACACACACACAUGGAGAAACACACACACACAAAUGGAGCAACACACACACACAAAUGGAGAAAUAAACACACUCUCACACUGUAAAACAAA